GUAGCGAAGGACAGACUGCGCCGGAUCAGCCGCCGUCGCCGCUUCCACCGCUUCCACCGCUGCUGUUGCCGUCGCCGUGAGGCUUCGAACCCGAACGUAAUCGAGCAUCGUCGAGCAACGGCGGAAACGUACGAGCGGUGCGGUUCGAGCGACCGAGCGAGCGAUACGGCCGAGCAGUGCGGUGCCGACUCUUGCUGCCGCGGUUGCAGAUUCCGCGGUGUGUGUGUGCGCGCGUGUUUACACGACGAGAGAGAGAGAGAGAGAAGAAAGAGGGAGAGCUUGCGCCGCGGAGGCCAGGAGAGCAGAAGGGAAAGAAAAAGAGAAAGGGCAGAGAGAAAGAGAAACGCGAAAAAAAAAGCGACGAGAAGGCCAACUCCUGCGAGGCACGGUGCGUGAGCGUGCAACUACUCCUCCUCUAUCGAGCACGUCCCUCUCGAGGAGGAUCGCGCAACACCGUGAGUACAUACGUACGCCUCGCUCGUGACGUAUCACGAGGCACCGCGAGUUGACGAAGCCUAUAGUACCGAGGAGGGACCGACGGAGAAGACGCGCGCGUCGCACGACGCGGCCGGCACGUACACGCCACGCCGAGCGGUAAGCGCGCCAGCCGCUAUCGCGCGGCUGCCCUUAACGGGGCGUGGGUGGGCACCACCAUACCGCAUCGGGCACCGACGACGGUGGUGCGGCGAGACGGCGGAUGGUGCGCGUAAUUCAAAAGGUGCGCGCGGCGGUCGCGACGAGAACAUGACAGACGACGCGGAGUGCGCGAUUUCGAGGCGGCACCGCGUCGCGACCGAAGGGACAAUAAUAUAAACGCGGCGAGACAAGGAGAAUACGCGAGGAGAGAAACUCUUCCUUCGAAAAAGAAAGUUCCCAAACGGAGUACAUAUAUCCGCGCGGCCAGUGAUCCCGUGUGUGGCUCGCGUGUUGCGCGUCCAACGGUGAGUGUGUGUGAGUGCAAGAGGACCAGGCCGCGCGCGCGAGUGGACUCCGGGUGAAGAGAAAGAGAGAGAGAGAGAGAAAUAGCGAGAGAAGAACUAGAGAGAGACUUUCGCGGCUUCCGGCCUGUCGGCGCGGAAGCGAUCCGACUAGCGAUUUCACGAGGAGAGGAUGCUGGUAACGACGUCGCCGACGGUCGUUACAAAGAGGAUAACGAUGUCGACCUCGCGAGGUCUCGACUGAGUCGCGCCAAGAGCCGCGUCGCGGCCGACGUCGUCGCGACGGUGGCAUCGACGAGCGUCGUAUCGUCGUCGUCAUCAUCGUGCUUGCUUGUCGCGAUUAAACGUUAGGUGUCAACGUUGACCGACGUUGAGAAGCGCGAGAGAAGUCACGCUCGGCGAUUGCCGACGGUGCGUUUCACGUCACCGUCGAGGAGUCACCGCGAGAGAAAGUCCGUCGGGCUUGAGCGGAGGUCUCAGUUGCGGAGUCACAGUUCUGUCACGGUAGUCUCCGUUGACGAAACACCAUGAGCGAGAGCGUGUCCGAGCAACCGCGAUGACUGUACUCCGAUUAUUCCGUCGCUAAAGACUGGAUAUCGCAUCCUGUGACUGUUUCGCGAUUCUAGCAAUUGUCCGCGGGAGACAGAGCGGAGGAUAUUAUUUGCCGGAGAGUUGUGGUAAGACUCUCUCGGCGAGGAGGAGAUCCUCCACGAUUAUUUCGCAAUCAUCGUAAUCAACGUGUUCGGACGAGGACUUUACUCGGAAUCAUCCGUAAUUCUAAUAAUCGCCUUCUCGAAGCCCGGGUAUCGAUCCCGGGCCGGAUAACGUGGAGCGCGCGGUGACGCUCACAAAGAGCUUUUGUCGUCUCGGAAGAUCGCGUUACGUAAAAGGAUUACUCACAACCCGUCCCUACUCGUGCGAAGAGCGGACCUCGAAAAGGUGCGUCUCUCGGCGACUAAUCGAGAUCCGAAGGUUGGGGAGCGACGUCGAGCGACGUCGCGACGACGCCGGCCGACGGCGGGGCCGCUUCCCCUAGAUACGCAUCGACGAACAACACAGCCGGGAUGCAGGUGGCAACGCUGUUCAGGGAGAGCGCUACCCUGCUGGGCGCCUCUAGCCUGGACCCCCCGCAGACUCACCAUCAUCAGGGUAUGCAUCAGCCGCAGCAGCAGCAGCAACAGCAGCAGCAACACCAGCAGAUGCAGCAGCAGCAGCAACACGCCACCGACAUGCACCUCGUCGGCCACCACAUGCAGCACCACUACAAGAUGUCAUAUCCGUCACCGGUGCAGAACGGAGGACCAAACGGCACGACGACGAUGAGCUGCGCGUCUUCUCAAGGGGUGAUGGUGAAGCAGGAGGCGAGGGACGACGGUUACGAGACGAGUCCGGACCUCGAGAUGAGGAGCACCGGCGGUGACAGCAGUCAGCAGUAUCACACGCCGCUGACACCACACACGCCGCACACACCGCACACGCCGCAGCCCCUCACGCCGAUAUCGGCGACAGCGCAUCAACCCCAGCAGCCGGGCUCGACCGCCUCCGCCCUCGGACAGGUCGCAAUAAAAUGCGAGACGCCGGUGGACCCGUACUCGUUCGUGGACGAGGAGAUGUCGAUGGGCGGCAUAAGAACGGCGAGCAGUCCAGGCGGCGGCGGAGGCGGCAAUCCCGAGAACAUGACGUGUCCGGGCGGUGCCCAACCUGGGCUGGGUACACCCACGUCGACGCCGCCCGGGGCGCUGCCCGGGCCACAACAUCAUCAGAUGAAUCUCGUGAUGAACGGCGCCGCCGGCAUCAAUCCCCAGCUGGCGCAUCAGCCGAAGAAGCGGGGCCGCAAAAAAAAGUCGGAGAUGAUACUCACCCCCGAGGAAGCGGAGCUUGCGGAGGCUAAGAAACGCGCGAAGACGUACAAAGAGAGGAAGAAGCACGACAGGUUCGACGGGAUGCCGGAAGAGGAAGUGAGCAAGCGUGUUCUACCGGAUCAUCUCACCAACAACCUUGACAUUAUUAUAAUUGGUAUCAAUCCCGGAUUAUUCGCGGCAUAUAAAGGACAUCACUACGCUGGACCUGGAAAUCAUUUCUGGAAAUGUCUGCAUCUGAGUGGUCUUACGCCCGAGCCAUUGACAGCGGACGACGAUUACAAGCUUUUGCGCCUCGGCAUCGGUUUUACAAAUAUGGUAGCACGUGCGACGAAAGGCAGUGCAGAUCUCACGAGAAAGGAAAUUAAAGAAGGUAGUCACAUUCUGCUCGAGAAAUUACGAAAGUAUAAGCCAAAAAUCGCCGUUUUCAACGGCAAACUCAUAUACGAGGUAUUUUCGGGAAAGAAGGAAUUUGGAUUCGGAAGACAGCCUAAUCUCGUCGACGGCACAAACACGUACAUGUGGGUGAUGCCUUCGAGCAGCGCGAGGUGUGCCCAAUUACCACGGGCUGCCGACAAGGUGCCAUAUUACGCGGCCCUGAAGAAGUUCCGCGAUUAUCUGAACGGCACGAUUCCGCAUCUAGAUGAGUCGGACAUCGUGUUCGCCGAUUCGAAACUCAAAAAGAAGGAGCACGAGGCGAUCGAGGAUAAGAAGCCGCUGUUCGAUGAUUUGCCCGACGGUGAUAACCGAAUCACGGAGAUCAAUGGCGCGCUGAUGAAACAGGAAUCGAGCCUGAUACCCGGCAAGAAGAAGCGCGGCAGACCGAAGAAGAUCAAGAAUCCAGAGGAUCAGCCGCCGCCGGAUCCCGAGAAGCUGGACGCGAACGGGGAGGUCAUCAAGAAGCGCCGUGGUCGCCCGAAAAAGAUACACCAGCAGCAAAAGCAGCUGGAGCGGGAGAAUCGCGAGAGGGAGCAACAGCAACAGCAGCAGCAGCAUCAGGCGAUGGGCCAUCUGAACGACGGUUACGGCAAUGCUGUGUCGAAUUGUUUCUCACCGCCGUUGAUGUCACCUCCAAAAGCGUUUCCGCACAUGGCGCCGUAUCCGCAACCACCGAUGAAUGACGGCUUCUACGGCCAGAGCAUGAACGACAAUAGCCCGUACAAUAUGAGCGCGAAACAGAGCCCGGUGCACAUGCACUAUAGCCAGAGUCCCAAGUCCUCUCAGUCCAUGUCGCUAUCGUUUACGCAUUCUGACUUAUCGUCGGAGAUCAACACGGGAAUAUCGUCAGAGAACAAUCUCGAGCCAUCGCCACUGACAUCGCCCAGCGUUGAACACCCGGACUUCGAGCCACCCACCAGCAUGUCGCAGCAGAAUAUGGGCAACGACCAUCGCCAGUACAAUCCGGCCGGUGGGUCUGAUCCAACUGGCCAUCAUGGCAGUCCUGGUACGCCGUCUCACAACAGUUAUGCCAAUUAUAUGGGCUAUCACGAGCAGACGCCGGAGGCGCAUAAUCCGCAUCCGCAUCAGACAACGUCAACGCCCCUCAGCCAGACUGCGGAGGACCACUCUCAUCACUCGCAUCCGACGCCACCACAUCCACACACGCCUACGCAUAUGUCGCCGCAUCAUCCCCACGAGCAAUAUGGCAUCAAGAGGAAUUCCGGCCAAGACGUGGCGUCCAAAAGUUUGAGCGAUCUUGAAUCCUUGGUCGAUCAGAUCCCGAGCAUAGCCGACGGCGGCAGCCAACGUCUUCAACACUCGCAUCCGGGUAUGCCAGGCGAUGACACUCUGGCGGAAAAGAUGGAUGCUCACCAUCAGUCUUACAUGUCUGGCUUCGGUGGCAUGCCGGGCGGACCGACCGGGAUGACCAAUUAUAGCCCGCCAUUACCACCGGGUGGCGGAAUCUAUCCCAGCUCGCUGCAUCACUCGCCGAAUGACGGCGUUUACGGAAGUCUAUACAGCAUGAACGGCCGUCAUCAUCAGGAGUCUCAACAACAGCAGCAACAACAGCAGCAGCAGCAGCAUCAACAGCAGCAGCAGCACAGCAAAUCUUACACGGUGGAGAAUCUCGCGUCCAGCAAUUACACACCCAGUAUGAAUCAUCCCGGUAACUCGUAUCCGAACAUCAUACCCGGGCCGCAUUAUCCAGUGCCGAUGGGCUCGACCAAUGGUUACCUGUUCGGCGGUCUCGAAUCCAGUCUGAUGCAGCGCACCUACGGGAUUGGCGGAAUGAGCGGCAUGAGCGGCAUGCACCCGUCCGCCGCCCUCGGCCACCCGAUGGCGGCCAACCCUUACCCGUACAACGGCUCAUACACGAGUUCCUUCGACGCUUAUCCGGCACCACCAGCGGGAAUACACGCGCCCAGCGCCAAUUAUCCCGGCUACGUCAGUGCGGCUGGCGCGGCGCCCACCACCACCACGCCGCCGUCCUACCUCGCACCGUCGCAUCACAGACCGCCGGUCGACCUCUCCUACGACGGUGUAUGAUAAUCGAUGUGAAGCACCAUAUCGUUCACCAUCCACCGACCAUCAUCAACCUUCAACGGCCCCCCCGCUCGGUCCCCGCCCCGCCUGCCGAUCGCCUCUUGUUGCGAUACCGCGCGUAUAUCGCGCCGCGUUUAUCUUUUCUACGUAUUUUUACACACGUCUCUUAAGGCUCUCAACGUUGGGGUCGCACCGACGCGCGUCGCCUCCCCGAAUAUAUCGUCUCCCCCAUCCUCGAAUCGCAAAUUCUCUUGUGCGACAUGCUACUUGCGAACAAUAUGCGCGCAUUUGUUCUUUAUCGAUCUGGUCUAUCUAUCUUGCGAUUUUCUCUCUCUUUCUCUCUUUUGCUCUCUGUCCGGCUCUACAUACAAGGUAUCCCAUAAUGGGCGCAAAUGAGAGAAUAUAUGUAUAGAUAUUAUUCCUUAUAAUAUUUGAAAAAUCUUUCUUCGUCUAAAAUAUCAAGGUUCUAAUGUCAAUGAUGAAAUUUUCAUUGUUCAAUUGUUUAAUUAAAUAUAAAUAUAUAUUUAGUUCUUAAUAUAUGUCAAAUGUUUUAAACUUGAAGAAGUAUCAUCGAAAAAAAUGUAAUGAUCUCCGAGGAAUGACGCUGUAUAUCCAUCUUUGUGUCAAAUCUUUCUGGGUAUCCAGUAAAGCUAUCGGUUUUUUGUUUUCUCGAUAUUUUUCUUAUUUUCUUCUAUAUCUUUUUGCUUUUACUUCGUCUUGCCAUCUCUCGCAUACUGUUUUUUUUUAUUUCGCUUUCGAUAUGCGAUUACCAUGAGUAAUUAUGGGCGCGCGGCUCGGGAAUGGGCAACUGCUCGUGAAACGCGACUAUAGCGCACGCAACGAACGUAAGCCUCUGCUAGAUUAGGUUCGCUGAUCGCGUUUUGUACCGAUUCGACCGUUAAAAUACACAUACACACGCAUACCGAUAACCGUGACGAUAAAUGGCGACCUUAUUAACGCCGAGCACGAUCGCGAUUGCGAAUUCGGUCGACAUAACCGAGGUCAGCCGGGCAUGUAAUUGCGCUUUUUUCCAUCAAGCAACUGACAUCAACUGAUCAUCGCCGAUUGUAAGGAUCUUUAUUAUUACAUUGAAUUUGUAUUACCGCAUUUUCAUAUUUUGACGAAUAUCCGCGAUUGUAAAUGUGAUAUCAAAAGCUAACGGAUAUCGUGCAUUCUCAAUCAAUUUCGUCUUGGAAAGUGGAUAGGAUACAGCGAAUUAGUUUUACGCAUCGCGGUGCAAAUAGAAUAAAGCGCAAAGUUAUUCGAAAAAACAGGUAAUGAAACAGAUGUAAUUUUGAUGGAUUUAGAGUUCGAUGCCACAGAUCGAAUGCAAAGUAAUUUAGAUUGUUUAUUCAUUGAUGAUUACUGUUUUUGUAAUUUUUUACGUAAUGUUUAUGAUAUUGAUUAUUAUAUUGGUUAUUAUGAUAAUGAAUUUAUCAAUAAUAGACACGUGCAACUAUCGUUACAAAACGCAUUGUUUCGCAUCUGUCACAUCGAAUAUGGGAUACACCGAAAUUAUAUCGGUUUUAUUCUCGCAAGAAAUUUGCUAGAAUCAUGCAGUUGGAAUAACUGCACCGUAUACUUACAUAUGUAUAUGUGUAUUGCACCGCGAUUUACAUUAUUGUUGGCUUGUUAUAUUGUUACUCUAUUGCAUGUUUGAUUGAUUGAUAGCACGCGUCUAUCGCUGCGAUUUAGAUUGUGACGCGUUUUCAUAUCGUCAAAAUAGCUGUCUUGAUGUUCUUGUCGAAAAAUCUCUACUCUAUUUUACAUGACGAUGCAUAAUAUUAUUUCUUAGAAACAAUGUUUGCACGACUUUUCAGCGCUCAGAUGAAUCGAAGAUUUUUUUAUGAGAAAAUUAAAAAAAAAAAUUAUUUAUAUCAAUAUCUAAUUAUGACACAAUCGAACAAGACAUAUUCACAAAAUCUUGAAUGCGGAGCUUUCAGCUCGAUUAAGCUCGGUUCAAUGCAUGGUAAUCAGAUACUGGUAAUCAUGAUCAGAUACAUGGUAAUUAGAUACAUUAUAAUAUCGAUGGAUAUCUGUUUUAUCCAAUAUGACUCCCAGUUUGCUUAUACUUCAUAUAAUAAAAAUAGAUAUCUUAAUAAAAUAAAGAAGCAGACAAACUUUUGAAAGAUUCGGUCGACAUAAAAAAAUUCACAAAACAAUUUACAAGAAUGAUUUUUAAGACUGUAAACAAUCUGUAAACUUGUCUGUAAACAAAACAAAAUUAAGUCUUUUCUCAUAAUUUUCUCAUCUCUAAUUUUGUUUAUAAAUUCGUAAAAGAAUAAUUUCUUUUUUUAAUUUUCUCAAAACACAAAAUCUUCCGAGCAAAAUUAGUCCAAGUGUAAAAAGCGAUAAGAAAAAUACAUGAAAAAUUGCAGGAUCAUGUAUAAUUGGAAUUAUGAAACCCGGUUGUGAAAUAAUAUGUCUUUAAGUAUAUACAUAUAUCUCACGUUUCUAUGGAUCCGUGUUCGUUAUUGUAUUAGUAACGCAAGUCGAAAACGCGAUCACCGAUUAAUCGCUUAUAUUUUCGUGCUCGAAUAUCAUCAUCGGUUUAAAUGUCGCGUAUCUGCAUUUAUUCGGGCCGGAGGUUUUUAUUUUUCAACCGGACGUUUUUAUUUUUCCGAAUAAAAGAUACGCUAUUGUUUUUAUCUUUGUUGUUUCUUGCCACUCACCGAAGAGUGUUCUAAUUUAAGUAUUGUAAUUUUCACUUUCAUCCAAGAACUUUUAUCGAAUAAUUAUUCCAGCGAUUAUAUCAUAUUUUCUCGUCGCUAGCAAAAGACGAUUAUUACCGAACUACGAGCCGCGCGUUGUCAUUAUGCUCGCCGCUCUUAUGAGUUUUUCGUCAGCAUUUUUAACAGAGUAAAUAUUAAUCGUUAUCAAUGUAUCGUUAAGAUUACUGCACAUAGUAGAAACAAGCUUAAGCCCGAUUGCGCCGGUGUUUCUUUAAUCACGGCACGGUCAUGCUUUCAUCAACGUUGGUCAUAUUUAACCGUAGUUUAAUCCUUAUCCGGGCAAAUUAUUUUUUCAAACUUAUAUAUAUAUAUAUAUACAUAUAUAUAUUUAUAGAAGAAAUAAUCAUAUUAUAAUAUAUGUAAAAAAAUAUGCUAUUGAAAAUUUUUGUAUUUAUUCUUAAAAUCGCGACAUAGACAAUUUUGCAUGAAAAGUCGUUGAUUUGUAUAGAUAUAACUCGACGAAUAUACUAAUUCGAAUAAUGUUCACUAUUUCCUAUUAAUAUUUCGCGACUAUUUGCCAAUAUUUGUACAUUAAAAUUUCCAUAAAUAUAUUUGUUCACGACGUUUGACUCGCGUCGCCUGGAAAUGAGGAAUAACUUAUUUAUCUCGCAUGAGAACUAGGACUAGAAGGAGACAGAAAAUCGAUUAAACUAAGGUUGAUAUUAAUCGAUGUUAAUAUUGCCUAACCGGCCUUGUAAAUGCGCGCGGGAAAUCCGCUAACGAUCGACCGAAUUAUUAUAAGCCGAGAACCUAAGUAAGAUCGCCCGCGCAACCGGUUGCCGAGCUUAUUUUAAUAUAAGAUGUAUGCCCCAAUGAGAGGCAGAAAAUGGAAGAGACCACUUCGUGUACUUUGUUUAACCACACCGCCAUCCACUUUCGUACCUCGCGCCCGCCCGCAACCAGCCAUCAACGUUCUCGUUGCAACUCUGAUUAUUAUUUAUCGUUAGAACUCGAUAUCGCUGUGGAGAUACAUACGUUACUGUCGUUAUUAACAUACUCGCGUUACGUUGUCUCGUUAAUUAUAUUCUGUUAUGCGUUUCGCAUUGCCGAAAGUCACUAUAUAUAUUAAUACACAUGAUUAUGAAAACAAACACGUACGUGUAUGUACACAUACGUGCAUGCAUACCUAGAUACACAUUGACACGUACAUGCAGUCGUAAUAGAUAUUAUAGCUGGCAUUAAUCGACAUCCUCUUUUGUCGCUGACAGACGCUGUAAAGUGACGCAUCUGGCAUGAUUAUAAAUAUAUAUACAGAUAUAAAUAUAUAAAUAUAUAAAUAUAUAUAGAUAUUAUAUAUAAAUAAACUAUAAAUAUUAUAUAUUGAUUAUAUGUACGGAUAAGAGCGAGCAACACACAUUUAUUCCGGGUGAAACCACCUAUGUGAAUGUGUCGAGACAUUUAAGAUAAUGCACAGGGUAUAGAUGAGAGAAUCGUUGAUAUAAUAACUGAUGUCUAUAUUAUUAUAGAUGUUUCUUUCGUUCCGUCAUCGGCCUCAAACACGCAUACGAUCGUGAAUCACGUACGAUCGAAAUUUAUGUAGUAGAUGUUUUUCAGAAGUCCAAACCCUAUUCCCCUCCUCCUCUCCCCCGAUUCCGAGCGGCGGCUAAGAAUAAUAGGUGUCAUCGGUGUGUUAAUCGCGCAACAACGUUCAUCACAAAUCGCAAAGAAAAUUGGUGAGGAUUAUAUACAUGCAUAUAUUCUCGCCUGGUCUCGCUGCGAUUGACGGUUCCGCCGUCACACUAUUAAUUAAUUGACUAUUCGAUUAAUCAAAUUAACUAACUGAUUGUAAAUUGAUCGCUAUAUUAAGGACUUUACUAUUAAGUAUAAAUAUAUAUUAUACAGAUAUAAAAGUGGAUUCGCUGUUGAACGUGUCGAAUAAACAAAGCAAAAAGAAAAAAAAGAACAAAAUCCAGAAGUAAGCGAGUAAGAGAGCUUGGGCCGGAUUGCCGGUCUCCGACAUAUUUUUUAAUCGCUUCGAACCUCUAUUAUUCUACCUAACUAAUUAAACGUAAACGGUGUAUCUACGUGUGCGUCCGAACGAUCAAUUGCCGAUCCGCGUCGUCCUCGUCGACGGCUAUCAUUCCGUCGACGUCGUCGAUCGGGUCGCGUUCGCUCGGGCUAUCGAGAUGUGUUCUGUAUCGAAUUAACGAAUGUACUUCUCGAAUAUUCAUCGCUAUCCUACGAAUAAUCGCGGGAUAAGGAAGGGUGACGGAUGCUCGACGA
This is a messenger RNA of Cataglyphis hispanica, 10236 nucleotides long. It is a transcript of the gene Tdg, whose product is annotated as atrophin-1-like. NCBI's taxonomy places the organism in Eukaryota, Metazoa, Arthropoda, Insecta, Hymenoptera, Formicidae. Gene Ontology annotation, cellular component: nucleus. The record is from RefSeq and is a predicted model, not a curated record. Gene Ontology annotation, molecular function: mismatch base pair DNA N-glycosylase activity; DNA binding. Gene Ontology annotation, biological process: base-excision repair, AP site formation.